GCAAUAUAAAGUGUGCCCUUUUCUGGAGUCUUCUCGUGGCUUAGCGUGAAGGGGGUCCAGGGGGAGGGCUUUGAUGUCUUCCAAAUUUUCUCUCUCUCCUCCCCCUCCUGGCCACGAAAACCCAAUGCACAGUUCCGUGUUCCAACCCACAAAGAUGUAGUAGUCCAAGUUUUUGUAAUUUCUCUUCUUCUACUAUUUUAUGGUCCCUGUGUUAUAUUUUGCCCAAUAGGUUGUGUGAAUUCGUCGACACGAAAAUCGUGUCUUGGUCUGGUUCGUUUGGGUUGUUUGUGUUUGUGUGGCGGGUUGGGGGAGAAUGGCAAAUGCAGAAGAGAAAGGAAAUGACUUCUAUGAAGUGUUGGGGUUGAAAAAGGAAUGCUCUGCGUCGGAGCUCAGGAAUGCUUAUAAAACACUUGCUCUGAGAUGGCACCCAGAUCGUUGUUCAGCUUCGGGGAACUCAAAGUUCGUGGAAGAUGCUAAGAAGAAAUUCCAGGCCAUCCAACAAGCCUAUUCUGUUCUAUCGGACUCGAACAAAAGGUUUCUGUACGAUGUAGGGGCGUAUGAUAGCGAUGAUGACGAAAAUGGAAUGGGUGAUUUCUUGAAUGAAAUGGCAGUCAUGAUGAGCCAAACGAAGUCUAGUGAAAAUGGGGAGGAGGAGAGCUUUGAGGACUUGCAGGAUCUGUUUGAAGAGUUGUUUAAAGGGGAUAUUGACACAUUUGGCUCAAGCUUUCAGACUUCUACUUGUUCUGGUUCGUCAUCUUCCUACACCUCUUAUUGUGAAAGUUCUAGUUCCAACAACAAACGCAAUUCCUCUGAAAUGAAUUUCGGGAAGACAAAUUUGGAGGAUACCUCUGGCUUUGAUGCCAACUUUCAGAAUUUCUGUUUAGGGACAGGCGGAACGCCGACAAGAUAUCAUAAAGGAGAAGGGAGUUCAAGGAGUUGCAGAAGGAACCGGCGGUAGCCGAGGGCAUGGCAUGAGGCAAAAGGUUUCAUCUGGUCAUGACGUCUCCACCAUCAACUACUCCGGUAUCUCUGCUGGAUGAUCCACCAAUUCUCUCGCUAAUCGGUGGCUAGCUUACCAUAUUAUUGACUUGACCAUGAGAUAGAGAGAUCCAUCAUAUGACCAGGAAUUUUACUGCUUUAGAUUAUGUGGAAAAAAGUUUUGCUCACAUAGAUGGACACAGAAUUGCCAAUACCGCCAAUGUUCUACUCUCAUUCUACUUAUCCUGCCAUGCCUCUUAGCUUAUUUUCAAUCUUAAUCUCUAGUUGUAGUGUCUAGCUUCAAGUUUUUGUUAUGUUACUUCUUUUGAAAGUGAAUUUAUGAGUUCUUCUCUAGACUCCAUUCACUUUGUUGUCACUAAAUCAGUUUGAUUUGAAUUUCAACUUUCAAGCAA
Messenger RNA from Alnus glutinosa, 1391 nucleotides. RefSeq lists its product as uncharacterized. The record is from RefSeq and is a predicted model, not a curated record. NCBI's taxonomy places the organism in Eukaryota, Viridiplantae, Streptophyta, Magnoliopsida, Fagales, Betulaceae. Bases 314 to 958 code for a protein of 214 amino acids. The transcript is spliced from 6 exons.